This is a messenger RNA of Exophiala spinifera, 1380 nucleotides long. RefSeq lists its product as uncharacterized. Bases 1 to 1380 code for a protein of 459 amino acids. NCBI's taxonomy places the organism in Eukaryota, Fungi, Ascomycota, Eurotiomycetes, Chaetothyriales, Herpotrichiellaceae. The record is from RefSeq and is a predicted model, not a curated record. Gene Ontology annotation, cellular component: transcription factor TFIIH holo complex; transcription factor TFIIH core complex. Gene Ontology annotation, molecular function: zinc ion binding. The transcript has 2 exons. Gene Ontology annotation, biological process: DNA-templated transcription; regulation of transcription by RNA polymerase II; nucleotide-excision repair.
AUGCCGGCGUCAGGGGACGAGUUUAUCGUGGACGAUGACGAUGACUUACCACGUGCUGCAGGCCGCUCUCACGCUCGACGGGCCACCGACCGUGAAAGUGGUCAAAAUUUCGAGGUAACCCGGACGUGGGAUUUGUUGACUGAAGGCGCUGAUGGCACAAUCACUGGCGCAGUCGAAGGGCUUCUCGAAGCAGGAAAGAGGAAGAGGCUCCUCAAGGAUACCACACCUCUCCAGCGUGGUAUUAUUCGACAUGUCAUCCUCAUCUUGGAUAUGUCGUUAGCUAUGAAUGAGAAGGACCUCCGGCCGACCCGCUACCUGCUCACUCUCCUCUACACUGAGACCUUCAUUCGAGAAUUCUUCGAACAAAAUCCUAUAUCCCAGCUAGGCAUUGUGGGAACCCGCGAUGGUGUGGCAAUUCGCAUCAGCGAUAUGUCCGGGAAUCCCAAUGCUCAUCUGGCUGCCAUUCAGAAAAUCCGCAAGGAAGAACCAAAGGGAAACCCGUCUUUGGAAAAUGCCCUCGAAAUGGCUCGGGCAGCUCUUUUUCACGCUCCCAGCCACGGUACACGCGAGAUCUUGCUCAUAUUUGGUGCUCUGCACACUUCCGACCCGGGAGAUAUCCAUCGUACAAUCGAAAGUCUCGUGGCAGACAAGAUCCGGGCGACAGUCAUUGGGCUGGCUGCCCAAGUCGCUAUCUGUGCCGAACUGGUCUCAAAAACCAACCACGGCAACUUGGCAAACUAUGGUGUAGUCCUCCACGAGCAGCACUACCGGGAGCUGUACAUGGCUGUUACAACACCUCCAGUCACCAGCCAAGCCACCAAAUCGGCCAACUCUCUCUUAAUGAUGGGCUUCCCCUCCCGAACGGUCGAGGAUCGUCCUUCUUUAUGCGCCUGUCAUACAAGGCCAUCUAGAGAUGGAUAUCUAUGCUCACGUUGCAAUACGAAGGUUUGCAGUCUGCCGAGUGAAUGUCCCGUCUGUGGGCUGACGCUCAUAUUGUCAACCCAUCUGGCACGAAGCUACCACCAUUUAUUUCCACUCGUCAACUGGCUGGAGGUGCCUUGGUCCAAGGCGUACCGGAGUAAGGCGUGCUUUGCCUGUCUGAAGGUCUUCCCUCCGGUACCACCCAGAGAACAGUGGAACUCUGCCAAUGCUUCUGCUACGAGCAGCAGAUACGAAUGUCCCGUGUGCCGGCGUCAUUUUUGCAUUGAUUGCGACCUCUUUGCGCAUGAAGUGGUGCAUAAUUGUCCCGGGUGUCAAAGUCUACGAAUGCAUACGACUUUGAUGGGAGAGACUGAGACUCCAGGUAAUGUCAACGGCGGGUCAGCACAGACAAAAGCUGCGUCUCAGGCAACCGGCGGGGAUCCAAUGAGCAUUGACUGA